AUGGUCUCCGUACAGACGAUAGCCACGAUUGUGGUGAAAGUGUUCAAGAUCGUAUUAAAUAUUAUCGUGUUGGUUCUCUACCGCACUGGGUAUAAUGGCGAGUUCCUCGGUGUGGGCGGUACGUGGAACCUGAACGAAGAGAAGAACCCGGAUGCCGAAAUAGUUGCGUCUGGCGUGAUAGUCGGUUACCUCAUCUACACGCUGGUGCAAGUUGUCACUUUCCUCUUUGGUACAACGGAACAUAAACGGGCCUUGGGUGAAAUAGUAAUGAACUUCGUUGGAGUAUUCUUGUGGAUAGCCGUGGGUGCUGUCGCGUUGCACUACUGGGGCGGCUACCAAGGGGAGCAUCAGUAUCAAUUCGUCUUUGCUGAACGACAGGUUGGCCUGGCGGUCGGUGCUCUCUGCGUCAUCCAAGGAGCAGUCUACUUAUUAGAUACUGUUUUGGCUGUUAUGCACUUUACGAAGGAAAUGUAA
Messenger RNA from Parnassius apollo (apollo), 474 nucleotides. The record is from the annotation of a GenBank genome assembly. NCBI's taxonomy places the organism in Eukaryota, Metazoa, Arthropoda, Insecta, Lepidoptera, Papilionidae.